Dovyalis caffra is the source of this 327-nucleotide messenger RNA. Lineage: Eukaryota; Viridiplantae; Streptophyta; Magnoliopsida; Malpighiales; Salicaceae. The record is from the annotation of a GenBank genome assembly.
AUGGAAUUAUACGUAGAUUUCUACAUGGAGAUCCUCAAGAUGAAGAUCCUCAAGAUGAAGAUGCCAAGUGAUGAUGUGAUGUAUUGGUCUUAUUUCAAGAAGCUAGCAGCUCCAUUUGUGUAUUGCAGCACCCAACAUGUCCACCUUAGGUUGUUCUUAAUUGGAUUAGAACAUAAGUAUAGACAACAGUCAGAAGUUGACAAACUUGAGCUACUUCGUCAAGUGAAGUUAGUUCUUUAUAUUCAUAUGGUAUAUGAUGAAGAUGCUGCAGAAAGGUUUAGGAGAUUGGAAGGUCAAAGGGAAGAAGUGGAUUCAGACAAAUUAUGA